Cetraspora pellucida is the source of this 441-nucleotide messenger RNA. Lineage: Eukaryota; Fungi; Glomeromycota; Glomeromycetes; Diversisporales; Gigasporaceae. The record is from the annotation of a GenBank genome assembly.
AUGGCACAUAAAAAUGCUUUGCAAGAUAUAUCGCAUUUAAUACUCCAAGACUUAACUGGAAAUGUUCGUGGACGAGCUUCUAAUGUUCAUGAUAACGAAGAUUCAGUGACUGAUAACGUUCACGAUAAUGUUCAUGAUAACGAAGAUUCGGUGACUGAAAAUCCCUUUGUUGUCGAAACACCUACUGUUGAAGAUGAAGAUGCUUUUAAUUAUCAAGCAGAAAAUUCUGCUGCAGUGAAUAAUUUCGAAAGUGAUGCUGUAGCUGAAGCAUCAACUCUUGAAUUUCCAUUUGGUGCUUGUGAAUUUUCAGGAAACAAUGGUCCCCUGUUAGACCAAAAUAUUGAAGAAAAUGAAUUUCCUUUGGGCCCGUGUAUCUGUCCAGAAAUAAAUGAUCCUAUAUUAAACCAAUACAUGGGAGAGAUAAUGUCAUCAUUGCAAUAA